This is a messenger RNA of Cannabis sativa, 1565 nucleotides long. RefSeq names its product UDP-URONIC ACID TRANSPORTER 1. The transcript has 4 exons. NCBI's taxonomy places the organism in Eukaryota, Viridiplantae, Streptophyta, Magnoliopsida, Rosales, Cannabaceae. Gene Ontology annotation, molecular function: antiporter activity. Bases 272 to 1255 code for a protein of 327 amino acids. The record is from RefSeq and is a predicted model, not a curated record. Gene Ontology annotation, cellular component: Golgi apparatus.
AAAAAGAAAAGAAAAAAUUGGAACACACAAAAUUGAUGUUUCCUCUAUUCCUUCCUUCCUUCCACAUCCCCUAACCACAAUAAGUCCAUGACACACCAAAUAUUUACCUUUCAACCUUUUUUCUCUCAAAACAAAAACAAAAUAUAUUCAAAAAAAAAAAAAAACCAUUUUUCAAAAUUAAUUAAAAUAAAAAUAUUACCUAUUUUCCAUUGAAGCUCAAAACCAAAGCUUCCUUCCUCCCCAAAAAAAAAAACCGAUUUUUCCCCCAAAAAUGCCUCCGCAUCAGAAAUCUUCAUCUUCCUCUUCUUCUUCUUCAUCUUCAUCCCUAUCUCUUUCGUCUAAAAAAGAAGCCAUUUUCAUAUUCUCAUUGGUUGUUCUGUGGUACUCAUCCAACAUAGGUGUUCUUCUCCUCAACAAAUUCUUACUCUCCAACUAUGGCUUCCGAUUCCCAAUCUUCCUGACAAUGUGCCACAUGUCAGCUUGUGCCAUCCUCAGUUACUUCUCAAUUAUUUUCCUAAAGAUCGUUCCUUUUCAGAUGAUCAAAUCUCGUUCUCAGUUUCUAAAGAUCGCAACUUUGAGUGUCGUUUUUUGUGCCUCUGUUGUUGGUGGAAACAUUUCUCUUAGGUAUCUUGCUGUGUCGUUUAAUCAGGCUGUUGGUGCAACGACGCCGUUUUUUACUGCCCUUUUUGCUUAUUUUGUUACCUUUAAGAGAGAAGCUUGGCUUACCUAUGGUGCUCUGGUUCCUGUUGUUACUGGGGUUGUCAUUGCCAGUGGGGGCGAGCCGGGAUUUCACUUGUUUGGCUUCGUAAUGUGCCUAAGUGCAACUGCUGCAAGAGCCUUUAAGUCUGUUCUUCAAGGCAUUCUACUUUCUUCCGAAGGGGAAAAGUUAAACUCAAUGAAUUUGAUGCUCUAUAUGUCCCCAAUCGCCGUUCUAGUUCUAUUGCCCGCGUCGCUUAUAAUGGAGCCAAGGGUUAUAGAACAAACAUUAAACCUUGGAAGGGAAGAUAAAUUCAUGUGGUUACUUCUUCUUGUCAACUCAGUAUUAGCAUAUUCAGCUAAUUUGUCAAAUUUCUUGGUUACAAAACAUACAAGUCCUCUAACACUCCAGGUAUUAGGCAACGCAAAAGGAGCCGUGGCCGUAGUUAUUUCCAUACUUCUAUUCAGAAAUCCGGUGACUGUCGUUGGCAUUGGCGGGUAUACGAUUACUGUCAUGGGAGUUGUUGCAUAUGGAGAAGCGAAAAGGAGGUUUAGAUGAGUAAAGCUUCUGCAUUAACCAAGUCUUAAAACUCUGGUUUUUUUCGGUUUAGUGAAUUCAUUUGAAGAGGUAGUGAGAUUAUUUGCAAUUGCAACUAGUUUCUUGGUGAAAAUUAUUCCCAUUUGAGAAGAAAGAAAAGAGAAAAUGUGGUUUUGUUGUAUCUAUUAUUUUUAUAGUUCAAAAGAAACAUAUUUAUAUGCUUCUUUUGUAAUACAUUGUUAUCAUCCUACAUAGAAUAUUUCAUUGUUAACAUAUUAGUAAUGUUAUUAUUGAGAACUCUAUUCACUAAUAUAAUUUAUUAUUCUACCAA